UCAUUCGAGAUGAGACUCACCCUCUUGUUGUGCUCGUCUUCGGUGUUCAUUUGCAUCGUUGUUGAGUCACUGAAGGUCAUAGUGACGAACAUCGGCAUCUCGGGCAGUCAGAACCUGAUCAUGUAUCGGACGGCAGACCUGAUCGCGGCUAGAGGACAUGACGUAACCGUAAUCCAAGGAGACAUUCUGGAAUGGACGAAGAAGCCGCCCCUUCGCUUCGCCAAAGAAUGGAGGUACAAUGUGACUCACGACUCGCUGAAGGCCGAUGUAGCCGUUGUUCACAUGAUUGACAUGUGUUGGAUGGGAAUCGUCGAACACCUGGGCAUCAGACACAGAAUAUGGAUGAGUACCGGAUUUUUGAUUGAUCCAAUCGCGUGGUACUCACAGACGCCCACUCCCACUAGUUAUGUCGCCAGUUGUCGAAACGCUAAUUUCGACCACAAUCUGUUCCACCACAGAAUAAAAAACUCUGUUAUAACGCCGGUGAUGAAAUUUUUGGAUGCGUUCAAACGCCUUCAGCAACGAGUGAUCUGGAGACUUGAUGGCGAGUUCAAACCUGCCGAAAAAGUGCCGAAUAUUUUUGUGAAAAAAUGGAUACCUCAAAAAGAAUUAUUAGCUCACCCAAAAGUAAAGGCUUUCAUAAGCCAUGGCGGUUACAACAGCUUUACUGAAGCUACGUACGCCGGUGUGCCCAUCGUCGUGAUUCCUCUAAUUGGUGACCAGUUUCGAAAUGCGAGGCGAGUGACCGACAUGGGCAUCGGAAUCAGCAUCGACAUCGAAUCGGCAUCUGGCGAAGAAAUAUUCACUGCCAUCCAUAGUGUCGUGAACAAUCGAACAAUCCAAACCAGGGCGAAGAAACUGAAAGCAUAUAUCAGAGAUCGGCUCGUAACGCAGAUCGAUACAGCGCUGUACGCAGUUUCCAAAACAGUAGUUUUCAGCCAGAUGAAGCAUUCGCAGCUGUACUCUUCAGCCCUGAACUUUGUCCCGUACUUUCAGCUCGAUGUUAUUGCCACUUUUGCUUUGUUUCAUUCGGUCCUUCUGUACCUUUGUAUAUGAAU
This is a messenger RNA of Soboliphyme baturini, 1058 nucleotides long. The record is from the annotation of a GenBank genome assembly. NCBI's taxonomy places the organism in Eukaryota, Metazoa, Nematoda, Enoplea, Dioctophymatida, Soboliphymatidae.